UCCGCGGUCACACUGCUCUCGCGAUUCAAUAAAAGUUUUUUUUAUACCAAUUUCGGCGCUCAAGUGACUCCAGGACGCCAAAAUAAUGGAGGCACUGGUCAACUAUAGCAGCGAAGAUGACCAAGACGAAGCUAGCUAUCAAAUACGGGCACCACCACCACAGCCAACGAAAUCGGCGGCUUUGGCAGUCAGCGCUGCAGCCGUUGCCUCUGCAAAAGCCGCCGUAAAGCAUCAGCAUCAGCAUCUUAAGGCCAAAAAGAACAACAACGAAGGCGGCAGCGGCAACGGCAGCAAUAGCAGCAGCCAGAAAAGCAGCAGCAGCAGCGGCAGCGGUAGUAGCAGCGGCAGUAGCAGUGACAGCAGCAGCGGCAGUAGCAGUAGCACCAGCAGCGCUAGCAGCACCAGUAGCAGUAGCAGCGCCAGCGCCAGUGAAAAGUCCAAGAAACGGAAAAGCACACCACAACAGCCGCCGACAGUGGCGUCCACAAUGGUCACCGGCGGGAAGCAACAAAACAGGAGCGACACACGCACUCGCACACGCAGUCGCAGCCGCCAGUCGAACAACAGCAGCACCAUUGAUAAGGAGCCAAAACAGCGCCAGCGCCAGGAGCGCCCAAAGCAGAAGGAGAAGGAGAAACUAAAGGAACAAGAAAAGGAGAAAGAGAAGGAAAAGGAAAAAGAGAAGGAGAAGGAAAAGGAGCGCGAUCGUGAACGCAACAGGGAGAAGGAGAAGCGCGACAUCGAACGCAGUCGUGACAAGGAGCGUGACAGGGACAGGGAUAACAGUAAGAGCGCCCAACGCCACCAACGUACCAAAGAGAUUAAGCAGGGCCACAGGGAGAAGGACAAAGGCAAGGACAAGGACAAGGAUCGCGAGCGAAAACGUGAAAGUGAGCGCGAGCGCGAACGUGAUAAGGAACGCGAUCGCCAUGGCCAGCGUGAGCGUGAACGUGAACGCGAACGUGACAGAGGCGGUGACCAUCGCGGACGACAGCUGCAGCACCACAGCAAGGAUCAGCGCCAGAGCAAGGAAAACUCACGCUCACACAUGUCAUCGUCAGCGGCUCACAAAUCUCAGCGUCGCUCCUACGACGAGCGCAGUCGCCGGCGCCGCGGCUCGCGUUCCAGAACCCGCACGCCGACAGGCACAUCGCCCGAUCGUCGCCGUCGCCAUCAUCAUCAUCAGUCAUCAGGGAAAGGCAAAGGCACGGGACAGUCGUCGUCGUCGUCGUCGCGCAAGUAUCGUGGACGCGACUCCAGAAGCCGCUCUGGAUCACCGCAGGAGCAGGCAGGCGAUGGCGGACGUUCCAAGAAGCCAAGCGGCGAGGAGCUGUUGUCUCGCGCUGGAGCAACAGCUGGCAUUGUCGCUGGAACAGGGAUGAUGCUGCCCAAGCCGGUAUCGGCGCCAGCAACAGCAGCCGCCGCUCUGGCAGCGAUUAAAGCAAAGGCUGCCAUUCAGGGCGGCUCGGGAGGAGCAGGAAGCGGAGGCGGGGCCGGACUGCUGCCCACGCCAAACUACACAACAAAUAUACCCUCAUUGAUGUCACUGGCCGUGCCGCCAGUGAGCAACGCAGCCAUUAGGCUGCCACUGGGCAUGCCGCCCAUAAUGACGAUGCCGCCCAUUCAGGCCAUGACGCCCGCUAAGCCCAUCCAGCUGCCCAGCUACUACAAUCCGGGCAUCAUCAAUGCCAAUCGGUAUGCGGAGCAGCAGCAGAAGCGCAAGCUGCUGUGGGGCUCCAAGAAGAGCGAACCGCCGGCCAAUAAGUGGGGCAAUGCUCACUUCUCCCAGGAUUCGGACGGCAAGGUGGCUUCCAAGUUUAUGCGCCUGAUGGGCAUCAAGAAUGCUGCCGGCGGUGUGGCAGAGGAUGGAGCGGACGGGCGCGAUCAUGUCGAUCAGGGUGAUGCCAGCAAUGGCAGCUCUGCGGGCGCAGCUGGCGAGGAUGCGGGCGAAGCGACAGCUACAGCGACGGUGGCUGGGGCUGGUGCAGCGGCACCAGGAGUGCCCGCCGAUGUGGAACAGCGCCAGCGAAUGUUUUCCAACAUGGAGCAGCAGUACGAGAUGGCUCGUGCGGCCACACACACUAUGCGAGGCGUUGGACUGGGCUUUGGCUCCCAGCCGCGCACCUUCUAGAGCGGGUCCCGGGGGGAGCAACAGGAGCACAACUUGGCUGUAAAUAAGAUGCCACACUCAUUAGUCACUUGAAGCUGUUUACUUUCACGUUUUUUUUUUGUUUAUGUGUUGAGACAAACUUUAAACUAUAAAAUAAACGUUUCAACAGAAGAAUGUUCCCAAA
Drosophila guanche is the source of this 2294-nucleotide messenger RNA. Its product is annotated as arginine/serine-rich coiled-coil protein 2. The coding region runs from base 86 to 2131 and encodes 681 amino acids. The transcript has 5 exons. Lineage: Eukaryota; Metazoa; Arthropoda; Insecta; Diptera; Drosophilidae. The record is from RefSeq and is a predicted model, not a curated record.